Molecule: messenger RNA, 1893 nt
Organism: Colossoma macropomum (tambaqui)
Lineage: Eukaryota; Metazoa; Chordata; Actinopteri; Characiformes; Serrasalmidae
Gene: atg13
Product: ATG13 autophagy related 13 homolog (S. cerevisiae)
Exons: 18
Coding region: 218-1858 (546 amino acids)
Biological process (GO): mitophagy; piecemeal microautophagy of the nucleus; protein localization to phagophore assembly site
Cellular component (GO): phagophore assembly site; Atg1/ULK1 kinase complex; extrinsic component of membrane
Source: RefSeq, a predicted model, not a curated record
UCAUGAACUGACCUAGCUUGCCGAAGAAAAUAAACAAAAAUGGGGCACCUACAGACGCUUGGCGUUGUGAUGACUUGACUCGUUCCAUUAUAUUUGUGGUCCAUAAGACUGCAUUUUAACAUUUUGGCUGGCUUUAAAGCUCUCUUCCUUGGCAUUUUAACCGCAUCUAAAGUGUAAACCCUGAGUGUGGCGUGUGGGAUGAACUACUUGUGUCACAAUGGACAGCGAUUUGAGCCCACAGGACAGAAAAGACUUGGACAAAUUCAUUAAAUUUUUUGCCUUAAAGACUGUGCAGGUGAUUGUUCAGGCUCGACUGGGUGAGAAGAUCUGCACUCGCUCAUCUUCGUCCCCCACUGGCUCAGACUGGUUUACUCUUGCAAUUAAAGACAUCCCAGAGGUGACUCAUGAAGCCAAGAAAGCUCUGGCUGGGCAGCUACCCAGCAUUGGGCGUUCUAUGUGUGUAGAGAUCUCCCUGAAAACCUCAGAGGGUGAUUCGAUGGAGCUAGAAACAUGGUGCCUGGAAAUGAAUGAAAAGUGUGAAAAAGACAUUAAAGUGUCCUACACGGUUUAUACCCGCCUGUCUCUGUUGCUCAAAUCUCUCCUGGCUAUCACAAGAGUUACUCCUGCUUACAAACUCUCACGCAAGCAAGGCCAUGAUUACGUCAUUCUGUACAGGAUAUAUUUUGGAGAUGUGCAGCUAUCAGGACUUGGGGAAGGCUUCCAGACAGUACGUGUAGGCAUUGUGGGGACUCCCAUAGGGACCCUCACCCUGUCCUGUGCAUAUCGCACCAAUCUUGCCUUGAUGUCUUCCAGGCGGUUUGAAAGGACGGGCCCCAUCAUGGGCAUUAUCAUUGACCACUUUGUGGAGCGCCCCCUCAGCAACACAGCCAUCAUGCACCCCUGCAACUACAGGGCUCCAGGUGAGGAAGAGGGAGGAGCUUAUGCCGGUGUGGAGGACUCCCAGGAAGUCUGCACCACCUCGUUUUCCACUUCUCCACCUUCUCAGUGUGUGUGCACUGUAAGUCAAGCACAUAGUAAGACUCCUAAGCCUGCUCUGAUGGCCACUCUGAAGGUCCCCAUGAUGGGGCUGGGCUUCUCACAGCAACUAUGUACUUCUCGUCUGUCAUAUCAGACGCCCCCGCUGGGUGCAGUAGAUGUGUGUCAUCCCGCAGCUUGCACUGCCAUUGCUCACCCCCACCAGAUGGCUGUGCCAGGGAAAGAGGGUGGAGUCCCGCAGGUGCUGCUUCAGCCCAGUCAUGGCACUCAGGCUGACCAUGGGCGUGCCCCUUCUUGCCCUACUGCAGACAUGCACCACCAGCCUCCACCCUCCAGCUGCAGCAGUGGUGAUGCAGAUGUGUUGUCAAGGAGCAGUGAGGUGAAGAGUGCAUCCCCUUCAGAUGCACUGGAGACAACCUUCACCAGGAAAGUAGGAGCCUUCGUCAACAAACCCACAACACAGGUGACAACAGCCAGUCUGGAUUUGCCAUUUGCUGCAUUUGCUCCCAAAGCAUAUGACCUGGAGGAGAAUGACCCCAUGGUGCAUCCACCAGCAUCACCGACUCCCUCAUCCCCGCUGCAGGGCAGCCUUCACUCUCAGAGCUCCAGCCAAAGCGGGGGCCAAGCACAAGACGACUUUGUCAUGGUCGACUUUAAGCCAGCAUUCUCCAAGGAUGAUCUGUUGCCAAUGGACCUGGGUACUUUUUAUAGAGAGUUUCAGAACCCUCCCCAGCUUGCCAGCCUGUCCAUCGACGUCAGCGCACAGUCUAUGGCUGAAGACCUGGACUCUCUGCCAGAGAAACUGGCCAUCUAUGAGAAGAACAUUGACGAGUUUGACGCAUUUGUGGACACGCUACAGUAGACCGAAAUCAGACUGCUCUUCAGAAACACUUGACU